AUGCAUAUCCGGGAGAAGCUUGCCAAAAAUGAGGCGGAGGGAAAGACAGGAAUCUCCUUUGAGUUCUUCCCUCCCAAAACCGCCCAGGGUGUACAGAACCUUUAUGACCGAAUGGACCGCAUGCAUGGGUUGGGUCCUUCAUUCAUCGAUAUCACCUGGGGUGCUGGCGGUCGCUUAUCGGAUCUGACUUGCGAGAUGGUCAGCGUGGCACAAUCGGUAUAUGGCUUGGAGACAUGCAUGCACCUGACUUGUACAGAUAUGCCGUUGGAGAAAGUGGACCAAGCGCUCCAAGCUGCCUACAAAGCUGGCUGCACUAAUAUUCUGGCUCUUCGUGGAGACCCACCACGAGACAAGGAGACAUGGGAGGCCGCGGAAAAUGGAUUCUGCUAUGCGAAGGAUCUGGUCAAAUACAUUCGGGACAAAUAUGGCAACCACUUCGAUAUUGGUGUGGGCGGCUAUCCCGAGGGCGCCGAUGACAACACCGAUGUGGACCAAUUGAUCGACCACUUGAAGGAGAAGGUUGAUGCGGGCAGCUCUUUUGUGGUCACUCAGAUGUUUUACGACGCGGAUAACUUUGUCGAAUGGUUGAAGAAGUGCCGAGCCAAGGGCAUCACUGUGCCCAUCAUCCCCGGUAUCAUGCCCAUUCAGACAUACGCUUCUUUCAUUCGUCGGUCCAACUGGACCAAGGUUAAGGUGCCUUCUGAGUGGAUGGAGGCCCUUGAGCCAGUCAAGAACGACGAUUCCGCGGUUCGAGAUAUCGGAAAGUCUCUGAUCGCCAAUAUGUGCAGACAGCUAAUCGCUGCUGGUAUCAAGCACCUGCAUUUCUAUACCAUGAACCUGGCUCAGGCGACGCAAUUGGUUCUCAAAGAGCUCGAACUUUCCCCGUCGGACGAGUCCCCAAUUCAACGCGCGCUGCCCUGGCGGCCCUCCCUUGGCCUUGGCCGAAGGACAGAGGAUGUGCGACCAGUGUUCUGGCGUAACCGCAACUCAUCAUACGUUGCUCGUACCCAGACAUGGGACGAGUACCCUAACGGUCGCUGGACCGAUUCUCGUUCACCUGCGUUCGGUGAACUCGACGCUUACGGUGUGGGCCUGAAGGGCACAAAUGAGCAGAAUAUCAAACUUUGGGGCGAACCAAAAUCGAUCAAGGAUAUCUCGGACAUCUUUGUUAAUUUCUUGACGGGCAAGCUUGACCGACUCCCGUGGAGUGACUCGCCAAUCACGACCGAAGCCCACGAGAUUCAGGAGGACUUGCUCAACCUCAACCAGCGCGGAUUCCUGACAAUCAACUCUCAGCCCGCUGUCAAUGGAGUCAAGUCGUCUCAUCCUGUGUACGGAUGGGGCCCCAAGAACGGUUUCGUUUACCAGAAAGCCUACCUGGAGCUUCUGGUCCCAUCCAACUUGAUCGAUGAGCUCAUCACUCGCAUUGAGAAGAACGAUGACUUGACCUACCACGCCACCAACAAGAAGGGCGAGCUCAAAACCAACACACGUGACAGCCCGAAUGCCCUGACAUGGGGUAUCUUCGCUGGACGAGAGAUCAUUCAGCCCACAAUUGUCGAGACAGUCAGUUUCUUGGCCUGGAAGGAUGAGGCCUACCUCUUGGGCGAGCAUUGGUCCAAGUGUCAUGACGCAGCGAGCCCUAGUCGCAAGCUGAUUCAGCACGUGAUGGACGACUGGUAUCUCGUCAAUAUCGUCGACAACGACUUCCACAGAUCUAACGCUGUCUUCGAAUUAUUCAAUGGCCUCGAGAUCAAAGAUCUUAACGUCGAGGUGCCCGGAAAGCCAUUGACCAACGGCCACGCCGAACAAAAUGGCGUUGCUGCCAACUAA
This is a messenger RNA of Penicillium samsonianum, 1833 nucleotides long. Its product is annotated as methylenetetrahydrofolate reductase (NAD(P)H) MET13. The record is from RefSeq and is a predicted model, not a curated record. Lineage: Eukaryota; Fungi; Ascomycota; Eurotiomycetes; Eurotiales; Aspergillaceae. The transcript has 2 exons. Gene Ontology annotation, biological process: tetrahydrofolate interconversion. Gene Ontology annotation, molecular function: FAD binding; methylenetetrahydrofolate reductase [NAD(P)H] activity. Gene Ontology annotation, cellular component: cytosol. Bases 1 to 1833 code for a protein of 610 amino acids.